Molecule: messenger RNA, 2461 nt
Organism: Leptonychotes weddellii (Weddell seal)
Lineage: Eukaryota; Metazoa; Chordata; Mammalia; Carnivora; Phocidae
Gene: SLC10A3
Product: solute carrier family 10 member 3
Biological process (GO): bile acid and bile salt transport
Cellular component (GO): membrane
Molecular function (GO): bile acid:sodium symporter activity
Source: RefSeq, a predicted model, not a curated record
GGUCCCUCACUCCUCAGGGGGCUGUGUCCUCACUGGGAGUCGCCAGAAUCACACAGAUGGAAACAGCAAGCCCCUUUAUCCUCCACUUGGCCCAACCCAGGCUAGGAAGCUGAUGAUGGUAUGGAGCACAGCCUGCCCGAAUUUCCAAAGUGGAGCCCUCAGACCCUGCUAAUGGCGCCAAAUAGUUUUGAAAGGCGGACAAGCCCACUGAUGUCCCACAGUUUGGAAGUAGAUACUCGGUCACUGCUUGAACGAGGGAAGGUGGAACUAGGCGCAGCCUGACCCUGGACUCCCGCCACCACCAGCAGCCCCCCGGGGCGACCGAGCCCUGCUUCCGGCUAAGCCUGUGUUCCACUGCCCCCGAGAGGCCGCAGAGUGUUUGGGCCUGACCAGGGCCCCUACCCGGAACCUGUCGCCCGGUCGCCAACUACAGAACACUCGGAACAGCGGCCCGAGGGGAACCCAGUGUGGGCCAACCGCGACCCGGAAGGCAUCCAGGUCCGUGCGCCCGCGCCAGCUCGUCGCUCCCAGAUACGUCAUAUCCGCUCGGAAGCGGCCCCGGUCGCCAGAGCUGGACCAAGGCCUCCAGGCAGUUUCCUUGGGGAGAGAGGACCUGCUGUCUGCCCCAGGACCCCCACCUCACCACUGUCAGCAGGAAGAGCUCUGCCAUCAAAGAACACAGCACAGGGCCAGGCCCGGCCUAUGGACCCUUCUCCAGACAACCCGACGGCACCAGUGGGGCUGCUCUCCUAAGCCACAGAGGGCCUGGGCACACGGUCCUCUGGGAGGAGCCAUGGUGUUUAGGAGGGACAGGGGCAACUCCCAGUGGUGGCCUGGACGGGGAGGGGGGGGAGGUUGCCCUGGCCCCCUAGGCAUGUUCAGGGCUUUCUUGCUACUUGUCAGCCUGCCUUUGGGAGCCCAGGGAAUAGCCAGUGCCAACCUCAGCACAGCUCUGGGCCAUACUGUGCCACGGACAGGGGGCCAGUACUUGAGCAUUGGGGAUGGCUCUGUGAUGGAGUUUGAGUUCCCAGAGGAGAGCGAGGGCAUCAUUGUGAUCUCGAGCCAGUACCCAGGCCAGGGCAACAGGACAGGGCCUGGCCCCAUGCUGAGGGUCACCUCCUUGGACACAGAGGUGCUGACCAUCAAGAAUGUGAGUGCCAUAACCUGGGGCGGUGGGGGCGGCUUUGUGGUGAGCAUCCACUCGGGCCUGCCUGGGCUGGCCCCACUCCACAUCCAGCUCAUGGACCCCCACGAGGCCCCACCCAUGCUAAUUGAGGAACGGAGAGAUUUCUGCAUCAAGGUCUCACCUGCUGAAGACACCCCCACCACCCUUGGCACCGACUUGGUCCACUUCUCAGAGAACCCAAUACUCUACUUGCUCCUGCCUCUUAUCUUUGUCAACAAGUGUUCAUUUGGGUGCAAAGUAGAACUCGAGGUUCUGAAGGGGCUCCUGCAGAGCCCCCAGCCCAUGCUGCUGGGCCUCCUAGGCCAGUUCCUGGUCAUGCCCUUCUAUGCUUUCCUGAUGGCCAAGGUCUUCAUGCUGCCCAAGGCCCUGGCUCUAGGCCUCAUCAUCACCUGCUCGGCGCCCGGCGGCGGGGGGAGCUACCUCUUCAGCCUCCUCCUUGGAGGGGACGUCACCCUGGCCAUUUCCAUGACUUUCAUCUCAACAGUGGCUGCCACCGGUUUCCUGCCAUUGUCCUCAGCCAUCUACAGCCGCCUGCUCAGCAUCCAUGAAACACUCCACGUGCCCAUCUCCAAGAUCCUGGGGACCCUGCUGUUCAUCGCCAUCCCCAUAGCAGCAGGCGUGGUGAUCAAGUCCAAGCUCCCCAAGUUCUCCCAGUUGCUGCUGCAGGUCAUCAAGCCCUUCAGCUUUGUGCUUCUCCUGGGUGGCCUCUUCCUGGCCUACCGCAUGGGGGUCUUCAUCCUGGCAGGCGUCAGGCUGCCCAUCGUGCUGGUGGGCCUCACAGUGCCCCUGGUUGGCCUCCUGGUGGGCUACUGCCUGGCCACAUGCCUGAAGCUGCCAGUGGCCCAGCGGCGGACGGUCAGCAUUGAGGUAGGGGUACAGAACAGCCUGCUGGCCUUGGCCAUGCUGCAACUGUCCCUCCGUCGCCUUCAAGCAGACUACGCCUCCCAGGCCCCCUUCAUUGUAGCACUAAGCGGCACCUCAGAAAUGCUGGCCUUGGUCAUUGGCCACUUCAUCUAUAGCAGCCUGUGCCCAGUCCCCUGAGGCCCCUGGGUCAAGCUUUCACCACCCUUCGCCCCCACCCUCCACCCACUGUACCCACAGUUCUUGUGUACCAAAGGCCUUCAGCUCUCAUGCACUAUGCACUCAGAAAAAAAAUCCAGGCUUAUUUUUUUUACUGGUUUUUUAUUCUCCAGCUUUCAGUGCCAAAGAGGCCAUGCUGAGUUAGGUAGGUGGGCACUGCUCAGAAAAUAUAUUUCAAUAAAAGAGAGAAGCAAG